Molecule: messenger RNA, 1943 nt
Organism: Rhizophagus irregularis DAOM 181602=DAOM 197198
Lineage: Eukaryota; Fungi; Glomeromycota; Glomeromycetes; Glomerales; Glomeraceae
Source: RefSeq, a predicted model, not a curated record
CAUGCAUGUUUACUGCAUAUUUUUAUUACAUUAAAAGAAAAUUAGUAAAAUAAUUUCUUAUAAAUACUUGUAAUAAAAAUAUCAUUUCGUUAAAAAACUUGUGAAAAAUAUCUCGUAAAAAAAAAUAUAUCUGAUUCUACAUUAAAAAAAAAAUACGUACAUAUAUUACAUCCUUAUAUAAAAAAUGUCCUAUAAGGAGGAAACUCCAACAAUCUUAACUACUUCUGUCUCGGAAGUAUACCAGAAAUCAGAUUUAAUUGGAGGAAUAUUUAUUCCACUUGAAAAAUCGAACAAUAAUUUACCAAAAAUCUUAAGUCAAAAAAAACCGGAGGAAAUACCAUUAGAUAUUCUAACUUCUAAAAAAUCUAAUUGGCAUAUAUCUAUUAGUCCGGAUGGUGAGAACGUUCUUAUUUUUGACCAUGAAAAACUCGAAUUUAAAAUUAUUCCUGAAAAAAUUAUAAAUGAUUCUUACGAAAAAGAAUCUUAUGACGUUAGAUCCGUAUUUAAAAAUGAAGAAUCUAAAAAGGAUUAUCCAAAAUGGACAAUAGCAAUUUCGAAUUCAAUUACAAAUACUCUAAACGAAAAAGAAGUCUUGGUGGCCAUAUCUCGUGUUACAAAAUCUGAUACGACAAGUCCUGGCAAGAAAAAUCUUAAUAAUGAAAAUCUUACUAGUACUAAUUCUAAUGAGUUUGAAGAGAAAGAACCUGAACCGGUUGAAAUUGUUACUACUGAUACUACUGCUAAUGAGGGAAAUACUGUUAUUUAUAAAAUAAAAUUAAAUCAAAAAUCAAAACCUGAACGAAUAUGUAGUGAUUUACCUGGUGGAAUCGUUAUUUUCGUUCAUAAUGAUAAAAAGAAUUAUAUUUAUUGUCUCAUCUUUAACGUAAAAGGAAUUUUUAGAAAAAAGUUUACUCAUGAUUUAAGUGGUAAAAGAAUGAAACAAUUUUAUUAUCCAAAAAGGCUUCAAGAUGAUUUAAAUACUUUAUAUAAAAGGAAAUCAUGUAUAACAAGAUUAUUUAAUAGUAUUUUUGAUCAUUAUUUUUUUAUUGAACAAUAUAAAGGAGGUACUCAAGUUUUACAGUUGUAUGAUUUAAGAACUAUGGAAAUGAAACAAUUCUUUAAUUUACAUGUAAGAAAGUCACAUGUAAGAAAGUCAUUAAGAAAAUUCGGUACUCCUAUAUUUGCAAGAUCAAAUGAUGAAAAAAUUAUCGCUUUUUCGUUCGGUUUUGGAAAGUUGUUUCUUUUUCUUGUAGAAAAUGGUUUAGAAAUAGCUUCUGAAGAUUUUGGAAAAGGUGUUAAAAUAUUAUUUUGUGAUUUUAUUAAUAAUGAUAAAACUAUAAUAGUAAUAGUUCAAAAAUCGGAAUCGGAAUGUCAAAUUUUAUAUUGGAAUUUAUUUAGUACAAGUAAUCAUGUUAAAUCUGGAAGAAAAGUUAAUUUUGUAACGGAUGAAGAAAAUAUUUCUUCUAUUGCAAGAAUUCCUGGAAAACUCAUUACUGUAGAUACUUACGGAAAUAUUUCUUCAGUAUUUGAUCGUUUGAUUAAUAAUUGUGAUCCUGAAGAAGAAGGUAAAGAAAUUCAUAGCAUAGUUAUUCAUAAUGAUAACAGUAAAUUAGUAGAGUCGCCUAGAAAAAUGUCAUGUUCUAAGUCUAAAAAUGAGCAUACGAUAUAUUCACUAUAUUCCCAAAAUAAAACAAAACCACUUGUAAGUAAAGAGCCAUGGGUGAUAGAUGUUUAUGAUCGAACUUCUGUAUUUCUUGAUAAAGAAGAAACUACGCAAUUGUUUAUCGGAAGAAGUACCAUUCAAGUGUGGCGUAAAAUUGCUGGAAAUAAAAAGGUAGAACUUGAAUAUAUUUGGGCCAAUAAUGUCAAAGCAAAUAGAGAAGAAACAUGUGCGUUAAAAGUUGAUGAAUUAUAUAUUGGAGAUAGAUCCUUUUAUAUUAAGG